This is a messenger RNA of Glarea lozoyensis ATCC 20868, 2613 nucleotides long. RefSeq names its product TPR-like protein. Gene Ontology annotation, cellular component: telomerase holoenzyme complex. The coding region runs from base 1 to 2613 and encodes 870 amino acids. The record is from RefSeq and is a predicted model, not a curated record. Gene Ontology annotation, biological process: nuclear-transcribed mRNA catabolic process, nonsense-mediated decay. Gene Ontology annotation, molecular function: protein binding; telomerase RNA binding; telomeric repeat DNA binding. The transcript has 2 exons. Lineage: Eukaryota; Fungi; Ascomycota; Leotiomycetes; Helotiales; Helotiaceae.
AUGAGCUCUAAGCAACCCAAAACUACGCCGAUGGCCUUGGACCAGCGGUGGACGCAGCACCAGAGGCUCAUAAACAAAUCCUCGCAGUCCUGGGCGUGUACGCAUUGCGCGGAACAUCCAAUUUUCACGAAUACUGAUGUGCUAUGGGAGCACUGUUUGCAGCGGCAUUCGGACAAAAUUCCACAAGACGAAAGCGAAAGGAGGAGAUACCGCUCAAGAUUUGAGGCAGAAGCACUUUCAAAACGGAACGCUGAGAGUCCGUCGAAACGAAAGGAUGAGUGGCAGCAAAGAAACCCCGUUCUGAACGAACUACAAGAUUCCGCAGAACCCCCACCCUCGAAGCGUCCUUUGAGCGGCGAUGCUGUUGCCGGCAACAGUAGAAGCCUGUCGCUUCUCAAAGAGUUAAAAAUACGCACACCUGGAGGCAGUGAACAAGAUGGCAUGCAAGAUCUUUCGGAGGACAGUCAGACCCCCGAGCAGCCUAGAAAGAGACCUGCGGUUGGAGAAGGCAUCAGCGCCGGCUCCGCCUCACCUUUCCGCGACUCGUCGCUGUCGCCUCCUCCAGAGAGUACAAGAGACCGGCCAACGUCGGCUCCAGGAUCAGAGAGCAAACAAAAGAAUAUGUUCGAAACGCAACGACCGCAUGUUGAGAAGAAACAACUGUGGACCCCACAAGAUGCACCUCUAUCCCGAUCCUCGUUCGACCCCUCCAACAUUGCUUCGAUUCAGGCACAACGAUCUAGAGCCCAAGUCCUUCAACCGAACAAGCAUCGAAAGUCCUUUCCAGCGACCCAAACCGCCUCGAAGACACCUACCCUGGCGCAAACCGCGUCAUCGCCCCCAAAGACGGUCGGAAGAUCAUCGCAGGGGCUUCAAGGCUCGAUGCGCGAAGACUCUCUGGACAUUAUGCUACAGCCAGAAACGAGGCCAAUCUCUCAAGAGCAGCUCGUGGCGGAGGUCAAGGGUAUCUACGCCGGGCUCGUAAUGGUUGAAGCCAAAUGUAUCGAAGUCGAUAACAAACAAGCAGCUCUUGCUCAAGCUGAUGCUGGAAACCCGCCAAAGCUAAAUAAUGAGCAAUGGCAGGCUCUGAUCGCUCUUCACAGAACGCUCCUUCACGAACAUCACGACUUUUUCUUAGCUUCCCAGCAUCCUUCUGCGAGUCCUGCUUUGCGGCGAUUAGCCUCCAAAUAUGCGAUGCCAGCUAGAAUGUGGCGACACGGUAUUCAUUCCUUUCUUGAACUCUUAAGGCAUCGUCUACCAGCUUCUCUUGACCAUAUGCUGGCAUUUAUCUAUUUGGCCUAUUCUAUGAUGGCCCUUUUGUACGAAACGGUCUCAGCUUUCAAGGACACAUGGGUCGAAUGUCUGGGGGAUCUAGGCAGAUACAGAAUGGCAAUAGAAGACGAUGAUAUCAGGGAUCGUGAAGUCUGGACUGGAGUCGCGAGACAUUGGUAUUCCAUUGCUUCGGACAAUUCUCCUACCACGGGUCGUCUAUAUCAUCAUUUAGCCAUUUUGGCCCGACCGAAUGCUCUCCAACAGCUGUUCUUUUACGCCAAAUCCUUAUGCGUCGCGAUACCCUUUACCUCAGCCCGAGAGUCGAUCUUGACGUUAUUCGAACCGGUUUUAAAUGCAGAUAAUGGUCAAGGGCAAUACAGACUUCCACCACUUGACACUGCAUUUGUCAAAGCACAUGGUUUGCUAUUUACGAAUCGAGACCUCGAGAAGUUUGAUCCUGCAGUGAGAGAAUUUCUCGGCUUACUUGACACUCAAAUCGGACGCGUUACGAGAAAAUUUAUGGAACAAGGAUACCAUAUUUCAGUUGCUAACAGCGUAGCUAUGGUUGGGUUUGCCGCUAAAGAUAAUGUUUUGAUGAAAGCGAUCUCGUCUGAUCAUGAUACUGAAGAUAUUUCGAUGGCAAAUACUUCAGACGCGGUAUCUCAAUCCAUGAUGACGUUCAAGAAUGCGCAGCGUCUCAGUAAUGCCACUACAGAAAUCGUCUUAGAACGUGUUGGGGAUCCUAAUGUUCUACCAUUCAUUCAUGUUACUCUUGUCUUUAUGUUCUUCAUGGCACGGCACCCCGCGGCUAUGAAUCUCUUAGAAGCAGAAUUUCCAUGGCGGUCUUUGGCAAUUAUGCUAAACACAAUCUUGGGGUCAUUCCCGAAACCCGACCGUAUUGCAGAUGAUUCUUUUCCUGUGCUUGAGAAAGAUGAUCCUCGUCCAUUUCCAGAAGACUUUGCUGUCCGCGGGCUUCUGUGGACUGAAGGCUACUUCCCAGCAGACUUUUUCACUAAGAAGAAGAUCGACGAGGAAGAAAAGUAUCAUGAACGAGCAUCCAUGACAUCUCAACGCAAAGAGCGAAUACUCUGGCUGGCUUGUCGUAUUGCUUCUCUUGGGACGUGGCUUAUCUAUGAUGGCAAGAGGUUUUCCGUGCCGUCGAGUGGUGAAGAGGAUGACUUGGUACCUUCAAGAGUCUCUACCUUCACUUCUGUCGCUACGUCGGGAACUUUUGAUAGAACUGGCACUUGGGAAUCUCAAGAUGGUGAAAAGUCUGACGUCGAAAAAGACAUGUCUUCCCCAACCACGGAGCAUGCGACAGAACUUACUGCGCAUGAUUGA